CGGGGAGCUGCACGACUACGACUACUUCCGUCAGCAGAAGAUGGACACGCUGGAAGCCUCCCUGUCGGCCAUCUCGCUGUUGGGCGAGCACCUGCUGGAGACGGUGUCUGACCCAGCCGCGCUGACGCCGGACCAGGUCCAGCGGGCCGUCUCCGACUUCCUCGGGAUGUCUCUGUGGGCCAACAAGAACGACCUGUCCAUCACGUCGGGCGAGCACGUCUCGCAGGAGAUGUCCCCGCUCCUGCAGCUGGUGGAGCUCAACCGAUUUGUGCUAAUCAACGACAGUGCACGUGUGUUCGAGCAGCUGCAGCUGCUGAGGAGCAGGGAGCACGUCCGUAUCGACAUCGUAAUGGACAACGCUGGCUUCGAGCUGUUCUCCGACCUGUGUCUGGCGGACUUGCUAGUCUCGCUGAACAUCGCCCAAAGCAUGAUUUUCCACAUCAAAGCCAUCCCUUGGUAUGUGUCGGACACCACGCAAGCGGACGUGCAACGCAUGCUGCAGCGCAUGCUGGCGGCCGAUGACAAAGCCGCGCUUCCGCGGCUGGCCAAGAGAUGGCAGGACUACAUCGACUCCGGCCUCUGGCGGUUCGAGGCCGAUCCGUUCUGGACGACGCCUCUCCCGUUUAGUCGCAUGGCGAGCGAGGCCUCAGGACUGUACACGCACCUCCAGGCCGCCGACCUCAUCAUCUUCAAGGGUGACCUCAACUACCGCAAGCUUCUGGGCGACCGCAACUGGCCGCACGCCACGCGCUUCUGCGUGUCGCUGGAGGGCUUCCACCCAGCCCCGCUGGUGGCGCUGCGCACGCUCAAGGCGGACCUGGUGUCUGGCCUGACGGCCGAGCGCGAGGCGCUGACCGCCGACGACCCACGCUGGAUGAUCUCCGGCGAGUGGGCGCUCGUGCAGCUGUGCGAGUGCGCCGACACGCCUCGCCGUGCCGACGAGCUGUGACCGGUGCGGGUCCACAGUGAAGAUACGCCGUGGGACGCGGUAGACUUGGAGUUGCCGAGGUGUUGCCUGAACGGGUUUUGUACGGCGCCGUCGCCUUUGAACAGUGUGGGUGGUGUUGCGCUGCUCUAAUGAACCGGCUCGUGGGCGCCUGGAACAGCAGAUUGUUACUCGUCAUUGUGUCGCUUUUGUCGCGUGUUCGCCCGCUGUUCGAAUCCUAGCACUCGCGUUCAGUUUUUAUGUGCACGGCUGGGAGCUGCGUAGAAGGAAUCCUUGGACUGCACGUUUCGUGCUCUUACCUGCUCAGGGCAAAUGACACACGCGAUAUCUUAGUACGGUGGCUAACGUGUUUGGCGACAUGUCGCCUUCGAGACGGCCGCCUGUCGAUUCAGUGGCGUUGGUUCGGCGAGUGUGCGCGCUUAGGUUGUUUUUUACUCGGUGGGAUAAGUGGCGUGAUGUUUGUGGCCCUGAUCCGCCAUUACAGGCGCAAUAGAAUAUAUGCUUGUUUGCCAAGUGCCAGCUUGCCAGCUCGUCAUAGUUGCUGUCUCAUUCUGAAUUAUAUCCCCCCCCAAGUGUAAUAUAUACUGAAGUCGAA
Messenger RNA from Pollicipes pollicipes, 1541 nucleotides. Its product is annotated as damage-control phosphatase ARMT1. Gene Ontology annotation, biological process: DNA damage response. Gene Ontology annotation, molecular function: phosphatase activity. The record is from RefSeq and is a predicted model, not a curated record. Gene Ontology annotation, cellular component: nucleus. Lineage: Eukaryota; Metazoa; Arthropoda; Thecostraca; Pollicipedomorpha; Pollicipedidae.